Molecule: messenger RNA, 948 nt
Organism: Penicillium griseofulvum
Lineage: Eukaryota; Fungi; Ascomycota; Eurotiomycetes; Eurotiales; Aspergillaceae
Product: Dyp-type peroxidase
Exons: 1
Coding region: 1-948 (315 amino acids)
Cellular component (GO): cytosol
Molecular function (GO): peroxidase activity; heme binding
Source: RefSeq, a predicted model, not a curated record
AUGAGCGGCCGUGUCCCAAUAGAGCCUCAGCGUGUGGAUGCACCGCUCACACAAUCAGCUACCUUCCUCGUUGUCUCCGUUACCAACAAGCCCGACGCUAUUGAAACCGUGCGCUCUGUAUUGGCAGGCAUAGACGAUCUAGCGAAGAAUGUAUCAAUCCGUGACCUCAGUGCCCAAUUUGCCUGCACAGUCGGCAUUGGAAGUGACAUCUGGGAUCGUUUGACGGGUCUUCCCCGACCCUCAGAACUUCACCCUUUCCGCGAGAUCAAAGGCGAGAAGCACACCGCGAUCUCAACCCCGGGUGAUCUACUUUUCCACAUUCGCUCCGAGCGCAGAGAUAUCUGCUUUGAAUUUGAGCGUCAGUUGAUGGACCAACUCGGUGACUCAGUUACUGUCAUCGAUGAGACUGUUGGUUUUCGUUACUUCGAUGUGCGGGAUCUUCUUGGAUUUGUGGACGGCACGGCUAAUCCUGUUGGAUUGGCGGUUCCAGCUUCGGUCCUAGUUACAGAGGAAGAUCCUUCUGGCUUGGGCGGUAGCUAUAUCGUUGUGCAGAAGUACACUCAUGAUCUGCCUGGGUGGAAAGAUCUCUCAACGGAACAGCAGGAGAGGAUCAUUGGUCGUACCAAGAUAGAUAAUGUUGAGCUAGAUGAUGCUGAGUCUGGACAGCGUUCCCACAAGACACUUAACACGAUUGAAGAUGAGAAUGGGAAUGAGCAUGAAAUUCUUCGCGACAACAUGCCAUUUGGAUCCCCUGGUUCCGCAGAGUUUGGAACUUACUAUAUUGGCUAUACUCGUCGUCUUUGGGUUAUUGAAAAAAUGCUGGAGCGUAUGUUUGUUGGGGAUCCGCCUGGGCUACAUGACCGCAUCCUUGAUUUCUCGAAGCCGCUCACUGGGACGACAUUCUUUGCUCCGCCUGCUAGUGUGUUGGCAGGCUUGGGGGAUGAUUAA